AUGGCUCCAUCUACUAAAGCUACUGCUGCUAAGAAGGCUGUUGUUAAAGGUACCAACGGUAAGAAGUCCCUAAAGGUUAGAACCUCUUCUACCUUCAGACUACCAAAGACCCUAAAGCUUGCUAGAUCUCCAAAGUACGCUUCCAAGAGUGUUCCACAUUACAACAGACUAGACUCUUACAAGAUCAUUGAACAACCAAUCACCUCUGAAACCGCCAUGAAGAAGGUUGAAGAUGGUAACAUUUUGGUCUUCCAAGUCUCUCUAAAGUCCAACAAGCACCAAAUUAAGCAAGCUGUUAAGGAACUAUACGACGUCGACGUUAUGUCCGUUAACACUUUGGUUAGACCAAACGGUACUAAGAAGGCUUUCAUCAGAUUGACUGCUGAGUACGAUGCUUUGGACAUUGCUAACAGAAUCGGUUACAUCUAA
Messenger RNA from Maudiozyma saulgeensis, 429 nucleotides. The record is from the annotation of a GenBank genome assembly. Lineage: Eukaryota; Fungi; Ascomycota; Saccharomycetes; Saccharomycetales; Saccharomycetaceae.